Molecule: messenger RNA, 4562 nt
Organism: Lethenteron reissneri (Far Eastern brook lamprey)
Lineage: Eukaryota; Metazoa; Chordata; Hyperoartia; Petromyzontiformes; Petromyzontidae
Product: transitional endoplasmic reticulum ATPase
Biological process (GO): mitotic spindle disassembly; autophagosome maturation; retrograde protein transport, ER to cytosol
Cellular component (GO): cytosol; VCP-NPL4-UFD1 AAA ATPase complex; nucleus
Molecular function (GO): polyubiquitin modification-dependent protein binding; ATP hydrolysis activity; ATP binding
Source: RefSeq, a predicted model, not a curated record
GGCGCGUCGUUACGUCACACCUCUCGGUGACGUCAUCGCGCUUCCCGCCCUCCGCCAUCGCCGCCGUCGUCGAGCCUCUGGCAGACGGAGCUCGAUUCGUGCGAUCCACUUCUUAAUCACUCGACGUCUCUUCGUGCUCGUCAUGGCCUCGGCAGAUCCCAACGAUGUGGCGACCGCGAUCCUAAAGCAGAAGGCGCGACCCAACCGGCUGGUGGUGGAUGAGGCGAUCAACGAGGAUAACAGCGUGGUGUCUCUCUCCCAGGUGAAGAUGGACGAGCUGCAGCUGUUCCGUGGAGACACGGUGAUGCUCAAGGGCAAGAAGCGCCGCGAGACGGUGUGCAUCGUGCUCUCUGACGACACGUGCUCCGACGAGAAGAUCCGCAUGAACCGUGUCGUGCGCAACAACCUGCGCGUGCGCCUGGGCGACGUGGUCAGCAUCCAGGCGUGUCCGGAUGUGAAGUACGGCAAGCGCGUGCACGUGCUCCCGCUGGACGACACCGUGGAGGGCAUCACGGGGAACCUGUUUGAGGUCUACCUCAAGCCGUACUUUCUGGAGGCAUACCGGCCAGUCCGCAAAGGGGACAUCUUCCUGGUGCGUGGCGGGAUGCGCGCUGUGGAGUUCAAGGUGGUGGAGACCGACCCGAACCCCUUCUGUAUCGUGGCGCCAGACACCGUGAUCCACUGCGAGGGCGAGCCCAUCAAGAGAGAGGACGAGGAGGAGGCAUUGAACGAGGUCGGCUACGACGACAUCGGCGGGUGCCGCCGCCAGCUCGCCAUGAUCAAGGAGAUGGUGGAGUUGCCCCUGCGCCACCCGGCGCUCUUCAAGGCGAUCGGCGUGAAGCCCCCGCGUGGCAUUCUGCUUUAUGGACCCCCUGGCACCGGCAAAACCAUGAUCGCUCGUGCCGUGGCAAACGAGACUGGCGCCUUCUUCUUCCUCAUCAACGGUCCCGAGAUCAUGAGCAAGCUGGCGGGCGAGUCGGAGAGCAACUUGCGCAAGGCGUUCGAGGAGGCCGAGAAGAACUCCCCGGCCAUCAUCUUCAUCGACGAGCUUGACGCCAUCGCACCAAAGAGGGAGAAGACGCACGGCGAGGUGGAGCGCCGCAUCGUCUCCCAGCUGCUCACGCUCAUGGACGGCCUCAAGCAGCGCACGCACGUCAUCGUCAUGGCAGCCACCAACCGGCCCAACAGCAUCGACCCCGCGCUGCGUCGAUUCGGCCGCUUUGACCGAGAGGUGGACAUCGGCAUCCCGGACUCGACGGGACGACUGGAGAUUCUGCAGAUCCACACCAAGAACAUGAAGCUCUCGUCGGAUGUGGAUCUUGAGCAGGUUGGGAAUGAAACUCACGGCCACGUGGGUGCCGACUUGGCUGCGCUGUGCUCGGAGGCCGCCCUGCAGGCGAUCCGCAAGAAGAUGGACGUCAUCGACCUCGAGGACGAAACCAUUGACGCCGAGAUCAUGAACUCGCUCGCCGUAACCAUGGAUGACUUCCGGUGGGCGCUGGGCCAGAGCAACCCGUCGGCGCUGCGCGAGACGGUGGUGGAGGUGCCCAACGUGACGUGGGAGGACAUCGGUGGCCUGGAGAGCGUCAAGCGUGAGCUGCAGGAGCUGGUGCAGUACCCGGUCGAGCACCCGGAGAAGUUCCUCAAGUUCGGCAUGACGCCCUCCAAGGGCGUGCUGUUCUACGGGCCGCCGGGCUGCGGCAAGACGCUGCUGGCCAAGGCCAUUGCCAAUGAGUGCCAGGCCAACUUCAUCUCCAUCAAGGGGCCCGAGCUGCUCACCAUGUGGUUCGGCGAGUCCGAGGCCAACGUGCGCGACGUCUUCGACAAGGCCCGGCAAGCGGCUCCCUGUGUGCUCUUCUUCGACGAGCUGGACUCCAUAGCGAAGGCACGCGGGGGCAACGUCGGCGACGGGGGCGGCGCGGCCGACCGCGUCAUCAACCAGAUCCUCACCGAGAUGGACGGCAUGGGCACCAAGAAGAACGUCUUCAUCAUCGGCGCCACCAACCGACCGGACAUCAUUGACCCUGCCAUCCUGCGUCCCGGUCGCCUGGAUCAGCUGAUCUACAUCCCGCUGCCCGACGAGAAAUCCCGCAGCGCCAUCCUCAAGGCCAACGUGCGCAAGUCUCCCAUCGCCAAGGACGUGGACCUCGAGUACUUGGCCAAGACCACCAAUGGCUUCUCGGGCGCCGACCUCACGGAGAUCUGCCAGCGCGCCUGCAAGCUGGCGAUCCGCGAGAGCAUCGAGUCAGAGAUCCGGCGUGAGCGCGAACGCCAGAGCAACCCGGACGGUGCCAUGGACGUGGAAGACGAAGACGCGGUGCCCGAGAUCCGCCGCGACCACUUUGAAGAGGCCAUGCGCUUCGCCCGACGCUCCGUCAGCGACAACGACAUCCGCAAAUACGAGAUGUUCGCUCAGACGCUGCAGCAGAGCCGCGGCUUUGGCAGCUUCCGGUUCCCGGGGGCAUCUCAGGGUGGCACGGCCCCCAACCAGGGCCCCAGCGGGAGCGGUGGCAGCGGCAAUCUGUACCACGAGGAUGCGGACGAUGACCUCUACGGCUAGGACUACAAACAACGCGUCCUACCCCCGGACCACAGGCAACCCCCACCGCCCCCACACAGCCCAGGGCUUUAGUCGCAUCAUCCACAUGGAACUAUGCACUCGUCCAGAUCCCCCCCCCCCCCCCCUAUUGUCAACUGCAGCACACGCUCCCAUCCAGCUACACAUUCCCGAGACUAACUGCCCUUAGCGGAGGGAGUGGCUCCCUCGGCCGUGCGUGUCUUGUCUUGCCCCCCCCUCUUCAACCCCACGGCUGUCGUUAACCCCCAAUGCCGGUAACUGAAUUCCUAGGGGUCGACGAGUCCGUCCCUCGCCCCGCCACCCAGUGCCAAGCGUUGAGACGGCGUGGCGGUGGCGUCUUCCCUUGUUCUUUCCUUGCGGACCAAAACACCGACAUCAGCCGGGGACCGUGCUCGUGUUGCAUGCACGCAGGGUUCCGUGGACACGCGCGCAGUGCACGCUGCGUGGAACUGAGGGUGGCCGAGGGCACUUGGCCCCUGACUCCUGAGGUGAAGCCAAUUGUCACGUAAUUGGUAUCCGCUUUUCCCCGAAUGUGUUCUAUUAGAUUGGCCAUCCACAUUGAAGAUCAACAGCGCACAUUACAUUUGGACUGGUAUAGGUAAAGAUGUUGUAUGCUGGGGCUGAUACAGAUGUAGUGGUGGUGGCGAUUGUUGCCCAACGUUCUUGGCCGCCCCGUAACGCCGCUCUCUUUUGAUUGGUUACAGACCACUCCCCCUGUCCCUCAAGUUCCAACGUCGUCUCGCUAAUCCAGCUUCCCAGCGUGCACCGCGUGCCCGCCUACACACUUGGCACGCAUCAGACGCGUCGCUUGAAUUGACAUCGCGGGAUCCACCCCGGCAGUCGCCUACGAAAUUAAUAAAAAUCCAGCGGCGCCCUUGACUAAUGGAUGCAACAGGCAGGGCAUUGGUCCCAUAAUGACGGUUGGAAAGGUCAGAGCAGGGGGCUCUCCUUAGACCGUAAUAACACUUCCCCUCCCCCACCCUCCCCCUCUGUAAAACGCUGUGCGCCGGUUCCAUAGGUAAGAUAUCACUCAUCCCUCGCUUCCCUCUCCCCCUCCCCGAGCAGUUGUCAUUUCUCAGCCAAGGCAUCACUCACGUUGGGCCCUGCAGCCCCCCCGGGGGGAGGGGGGGGGGGCGGCCUCACGCAUCGCAGAGCGUCAGUGCCGUCACUUCUUCUCCCCGCUGACACUACACUGACACUGGGUCCCCGGGUUCGAUCUGGCCACGGGAUUUACUUUUGACAGCAUCUUCAUUUUCCGCGUAGAGUAGAAGUAGCAGCGUUCACUAGAGCGCAUCGCCGCACUUUGUGUGGGUAUGUUUAUUUUUUAACAAUGUUACUCGCCGUUCUCGCUCUUCUUUUGGGGCGGGGGGAGGGGUGGGGGACGCGCGCCGCAACCAUUUAUCGCUUGAUGUAUGUGAUUCCUUGCAAGGGUUUAAUUGGGGUUGGUCCUUCUUAUGAGAGGUUGUUCGAUUCAAGUUUUGCAAUUUCAUAUUAUUAUUUGCCAUGCGUGAGGUUCCUUCUUUAAAUUGACCUGGUUGAUUGCUCUUAGGCAAAAAAAAAGUCACUUUUGUAGGUCAAUGGUAACUUGAAAUUCUUGCGCUUUAACGAGUCUGGCAACGGGACGAACGUGGCACUCGGCAAAGCCUGAACUGUCGCAAUCAUCCGCACAGACACACGGGCGAGUGGGCGUCAUUGUAGUCUCGCCCGCAGCCUCCCGUGUUUGUUAAUUGCUCGCCCUUUCUGUGUAUUGGGCGCACACUGUGGUUUGACAAAAAAAUUUAAGUGACGGCGAUUAUUUCUAUAAAUGCUGUUCCAAGCACUGGGGUGGGGUGGGAGGCUACUGCUGUUUUUUGAAAGGACCAGCGAAGGAGAAGUCGGUUUGUGUGGUUGUUUUUUUGCGGUGGAAAUCUUUUGUUGCAUCUUCUGACCCAGAAGUAAACCACGUCUGCUGUGCCUCUGGUGAAAAUAAAAUAAUGAAUCCUCA